CCGUCUUUGACCAUCGUCAACUCGACCCUGCAUCCACUCUUCCCCCCUCUACUGCCAUUACAUACUGGCAAUUUCCUCCUCAGCGCGCCCCGCACACCCUGCAUCCCGUGCGCGCUUCCGAAAUCUGCGUCAAACCUGCCGAGCCUUGUGUCGCGAUCUCUGUGCAUGCUCCUCGCGGAAUCCAUCCAGUGUCUCGCCGCCUUGGGCUCUCGCGUGUAGGAGAGCGCCAACAUGGCUCCUGGCGCGAAGCGGAAGAGGGGCGAUCGUACUUAUUCUCAAGAGAGCAACGACAGCGGCAGCCGGCCGUCACCGCAUCGACCCCAAAACCUUGGGAUUGCCCAUGCACACCAGCAGAACAGCAAUGGCAGAGGCGGCAGGCGCAGCAGCAGAACUGGCCGUGGAGGGUCUAGCACUCCUCAUAGUCCGACCGUUGCGCAAGCUUCUCCUUCCGCCAUGUCACCUCCGGCCAUGGUUCCCCCUUCUACGAAGUCGCAUCCCGCGCACCCUACCUCCGCCCAAGCUUUACCGUCGAACGACAGCUCCUCAGAUCUGCCAGAUUCCCCCUCGGCACCCAAGUUCAACCUUUAUCUCACACCAGAACGAGUCUCAUCAUGGAGUGGAGCAGGACGGAAAGCCGUCGUGGAAGAUGGUGUGGCUGCCCAGGCUCAGGGCGACAUGCUCACGCUGUCGCUUCUCUUUGAAGAGCUUGUACAAGCAUGUGUAGAUCAAACUCUUGCUGCGGAUGCCCUUGGGUCGACAGUACGAGAAAUCCUUGCAUCUCCCGCCUCUGAUGCUCUAGAUCCUGCCUCGAUCUUCCUUGACACUGCAAGUACUCUCAUGGAGGCCGGCACUGCCCUCACUUCGCUCAAGCCCAUGCUCGAAGCUUCUGGUGUCGAUCCUAUGAGGAUGCGCGGAGAGCUCGACACAAAUCUCCUUACAGCUUUAAACCUGGUGCGCCCAACCUUCUCGAGGGUAGCCAUCCGCAAAGCCACCCAUGCCCUCUAUCGACAGUCGAAUUACAAUCUUCUUCGAGAGGAGACUGAAGGCUACUCCAAGUUGAUCACCGAGUAUUUCACCACGGUUCACAACGAGCCUCCUAAAGUCGAGGUUGUCAUAGAUACUUUCCAGAGGGUGAAAGCUCUUAUCGGAGCCUUUGACCUCGACGUUGGGCGGGUUCUCGACGUGACUCUUGACGUCUUUGCAAACCUGCUCGUCAAACACACUCGGUUCUUCGUCAAGCUCCUUCGACUGAGCUCCUGGUGGCCUGAUCAGAAGGUGCCGCAUGGUAUUGAGUGGGAAGAGCCGGGGGUCUCUGCCUUGCCAAGGUGGGCACUGCCGACUUUUGCAAAUUGGUACUACACCGAGGAUGAGAAGGAGGAGCAACUGCGACUGCGUGAAAUCCGCGAUCGCAAAUUCUGGAGCCGCAUCGUGACAUCGGACAUGACCUUCCGGUCGACAAAAUCUGGCCUCGACGCAUAUUUCGAGCUCGGUGCCCGUCGGAUCAUCGGAAGCCCAUCAUUCAAGGCCGACACAGGAACCUCGACUGGAGCCCCAAAGGAAAUGCCGGACUUUGAAAAGGUCCAAAAGUGGUCUCAAGAAUGGAUGGCUAAUACGAAGACCCUUCCUCCCUCAGGAAACCGCAUUGCUGCACAGCUUCUCGGCUUCAAGCUCCGAUUUUACGCCUCCGACGCUCGCGAUGUCCACGACACCCUUCCUGACAACCUCAUAUACCUUGCGGCCUUGUUGAUCAAAAUUGGCUUCAUCUCUCUUGUGGAUCUGUAUCCUCACCUAUACCCCCUGGAUGAAGAUAUGCCAGCGCUCAAAGACAAAUUAGAAGAGGCGAAGAAGGAGCAAAUCAAAAAGCUUAAGGGGCAAUCUGGGAACGCUUUAACAAUGGCCGCUCCCUUGUCGGAUGACACCCUUCCUGUGCCGGUUCUAGUAACAAGAUUACGAGAAUCAGAGAGUAAACCAUCGUCUAAACCGGAUUCCGAGCGAGCCACUCCAGCUCGAGCGGAGGAAGAAGUUGCAGAAAAUUUACCAGAACCAGUAGAUCAGAAGACUGCACUCUUACGAAGUUUGCUUUGUAUUGGAGCAAUCCCGGAAGCACUCUACAUUCUCGGGAAAUUCCCUUGGCUGCUCGAUGUCUACCCAGACCUACACGAUUACGUCUUCCGCCUGUUACACCAUUCUUUGACCAAAGUCUACAGUUGGUCGCGGCCUUUCCCUUCGCAUGUCACAACGCCUAAGCAAACGCCUAUCAAUGGCGCAGGGCCUCAUGGCCCGCCCCGUACAAGUGACUAUCCACCACGCCGGACACUACGCUGGGCUAAAUUGGAGGAGAAAGACGCUGGCGAUGGGAUUGACUACCGGUUUUAUUGGGAAGAUUGGCUAGACAACGUACCCAUCUGUCAGACUGUUGACGACGUGUUCAAGCUCUGCGACUCUUUGCUAGGCCUUGUUGGUCCUGAAAUGGGCAAAGACCCCAUGCUUCUGACCAAAUUGGCACGAAUCGGAAAGAAGAGCCUCAUGGAAGAUAAUUCCACCAAAAAUUUGGGUCGUUGGACACUCCUCUGCUCUACCCUGCUUGGGCCAGCCUUGACGUUCUCUGGAACAAAUCCUGGGGCUGUGAAUGAGGUAUGGGAGCUUUUCAAAUACUUCGACACAAAGACGAGGUUUAUUAUUUACAAAAACUGGUUCACCAGCCGCUCCGUCUGGAAGGAGGGUUCGUCUACUCAAGUGAAAUUCCUCGAGGUCGACGCUGAAACCAAAAUUCUCAUGAACCGCAUCAGUAAGGAGAAUGUGAAAACAAUGGGGAAAGUGCUGGCCAAAGUUGCCCACGCUUGUCCUGGAAUAGUUUUCGAUAAGGCAGCUGAACGCUUCGAAAACUACGGCAAUUUUGUUGACGUUCUUGUCGAGUGCUGCCGCUUUCUCACCUACCUGGGUUAUGAUUGUCUGACGUGGUCCCUCACUAACUCCCUCAGUAAAGGCGGUCGACAGGCUGUUCAGGCAGAUGGUAUGUUGACUAGCCCGUGGCUCAAGAAUGCUGCAGAGUUUAUUGGCAAGGUAUGCCGGCGAUAUAGCAACAUGGACCCUGUACCGGUGCUUCAGUACUUCCUGGAUCAGCUCUGUCGUACAAAUCCCUCCAUGCUGGCAGUACUCGAGCAAAUCAUCACGUCUAUGGGCGGCAUUGGGUCAUAUGUUACGCUUACCGAAACCCAAGUCCUCGGAAUAUCUGCUGGACCUCGUCUGCGUGCCUUCACCUUGGAGCACUACCUUGGGGAUCAGCAGCAUCUAUCUAGGCCUUCAGCAAGGCGUUUGAUGCGAUCUUUAAAGAGCUCAGGACUGUGCAAGAAUAUUCUUAUUGCGCUUGCUAUAGAAGUCCGCAAAUACCUCGCACGAAAUGAGAUCGAUGACAUGCCCCUGAAGGUCCUCGGCAUCACCCUCGACAAUCUUUAUUCGGGGUUCGCCCAAUUCCUGGAUUUGCUUCGAAGCAACCUCCACGUCAAUGACUUCGACGCAGUAAUUCCUGGGGUGGUAGAGUUGAUGGAAGACUACCGCGUAGACCCCCCUUUAGCUUUCGCAAUUUGUCGCGAGAGCAUAUCCAUGCGUGUGAAUGCUGCCAGAGCAGAGGGAAGAUCUAGCCCUAUGAAAUUGAGACCUGAGCCCAAGAACCCCCAAGCUAAUGGCGACGUCAUUAUGGGAGGGACAGAGGGAGAGUCGGCGGUUAAAGUCGACGCCGCUGCCGCUGAGUCAAUUAAGAUUGAGGUUUUGGAAUCCCAGGAUGUAGAGAUGAAAGAUUCCCUAAAGGUAGACGAUUCAUCUACCCCGAAGGAGAGCAGCAUGCUAUCAGCCAAUCCAACUCCAUGGCGCUCAAAUUCUGUCAUUGAAGCUUUAGCCGACCAACUCAAGACUACCAUGCCAAAGCAAUUUGGGAAUCAUGUGUGCCUUUCUUUUUAUAUCACAUUCUGGCAACUAUCACUGGGCGAUCUUGUCAAUUCCGUCAAAGAAUACAAUGCGGCACAGAACUAUUUCGCGGAGAAGGCGAAAUCAAUCGAUACCCGCCGCGACGUCAGCGUUCAAGCCACACGAAAACGCGAUUCCGAGAGGCAAGCCAUGACCGACUUGCUACGGGAGGCCACAGAUGGAAUGACUGCAGUGAAGCGUACUGCAAAGCAGCUACAAGAGGAAAUGCAUCAAUGGUUUGAUCGUAUUCCAAUGGUAGAUGCUCGCACAGACGUUCUUUACGACACAAUACUUCAAGACUGUUUCCUGCCCCGUAUUCAGUUAUCGUCGCACGAUGCCCAAUUUGCCGCCGCCAUGCUAAGGUUCAUGCAUAGCAGUGGUGUGCCGGGUUUCCGGACCAUGAAGUUACUUGAUCAGCUCUUCAGGUUCAGAUUCCUGUCUAACCUUUUCUACAUGUGUACCUCACGAGAGUCUCAGAACAUAGGUCGAUUCUUAAACGACAUCCUCAAAGAACUCAAAACCUGGCACACUAGCCAAGACAAUUAUACCAAAUUUGCAACAGGACAGAAGCGCCUCCCUGGCUUCGGCAGAACGUUCAAUGCAGACCGCACGCCUAUUACCUUCUUAGAUUAUGAAGACUUUAGGCGAGUCUUGUUCAAGUGGCACACAAACCUAUUUCGGGCACUUGAGUCUUGCUUGAAGAACGAAGAAUACAUGCAUAUUCGCAAUGCCAUCAACGUCUUAAAAGCUGUUGCUCCCAACUUCCCGGUCAUUGAUUCCCAGGGCAAAAGCCUCCACCAGCAGGUGCAGAUUAUGUCUCAAACUGAAUCAAGGGAGGAUCUCAAGCUCGCGGCAAUGUCCUUGUUGGGCGAUUUCAAAAAGGGUGAAAAGCUUUGGGUUCCUUCGCAGACAUUCCACCAUGUUCGGGUAGGCCCCAAUGCCCCCAACGCUGGAGGUCGUGUUACUUCAGAACAACCAACAACACCACAGCCAGUCGAGAAGACCACUCCGAAAGCUCUCAAUACCACCGCGCCUAAGUUCACCCCAAAGCAGGUAACUCUAAAUGGUGUCUCAAAUUCAGACGCGAAGCCCUCCAACGAACACGAGGACGGGGAAGUCGAGGACGAGAAAACAAAGACUGCCACUGCAGCAGCGAACACUGAACCGCGCUUGAAAGGUCCCGAGCCCCGCAAGUCAACACCAAAUCCAGUUGAACAACCGCCUACAACCCCCUCACACCAAAAAGAGGCAGAGCAGCUCAAACUCCGGAAUGCUCGGCCAGACACCCAUUCAUCCAAAGCAUCGACUUCUCAGGGUCCACCACUUGCACCUAUGCUAGGCCGCCCAGACAGCAGAGGUACCAUUCCUCAUCAGCCCACAUCUGUUACGUUGAGUAGAGUUCCCCACGCGCUCCCAAGUAGACCGGAUGCCCUGCCUCCUAGGGCUCGCCCAAUCGAUCGGCCUGGUCCUGAACCUCCCACUCAGAGUAGGAACGAUCCUCGCAAUAAGGCUAAUGCCGAAUUUGGCAGGCUCGACAGGCCUACAGAUAACUUGCGUGAGUCUUUUCCAGACCGACGUGAGCCUUCUCCACCAGGACGCCGUCUCCCACCACGUGCCAGAACUCCAGAUAGAGCGCCGAACUCGAUGGAUCGUCGCGAUCCUGGCUGGGGUAGAGACCCCAGAGAAUACCAUGACGAUCGCUCUAUGCGGCCACCUCCUCGAGAUGGUCGUGGUCCACCGCUAGGUCGGGGCCCGAGUUGGCCAGACAACUCUAGGGAUUUGCGAGAUCCGAGGGAUCCGAGGGAGCUGAGAGAUGCGAGAGAUGCACGCGAUCGAGUUGAUCCUCGCGGUCCUCUGCCUCCGCCAGAUAACAGUCGUACCCGGGUUCAUUCUAGCACUGGAAGCACAGAUGAUACAAACACCUAUCGGCGAGAUUUCACUCCAAAGAAUCCUCAGGGCGGAGAUCGUGCCGGCCAGCUUCCUCUCCGUCCUCCUAUUGACCGAUCAACAACAAAUGUCCCAGUGCCUGCAUCAGAUAGAGCACAAUCCGCCGGUGAUAGGCCACUUAUAAACCCUGAUCGCGCUGCUUUCAUUGAAGGGGAUCGAGGACGGAAUGAUCCAUUUAGAUCCGAACGGGAUAGCCGCCGUGAACGAGGCUCACGUCCCCAGUCCCCACGCCGAGCAGACGAUCGCAAUACUACGUCCUACCAUAACCGGAACGAAGUUGGUCGAGAUAAUCGUGAUGAUCGCAACAACGAGCGUGGCCAGCAUGGCCGCGAUCACCGGGAGGAGCCAACCGGACAUGCUCCCACUGGGCCACGUGGAGGCCGCAAUGAGUUCACAGAAUCUCCAAUGUCUACUCGAGUGACUCGAGAAAUGUUCCAGCCUUCCCACAGUUCGAGAGUAUCCCAAUCCCAAGACCCCAAUUAUGGACGUCUCAAGCCGACUGUCGACCCAAUUCCAUCCGGGCCUCGAAACUUAAUGACGGAUCGCCGCGAUCAAAUUCGAAGGGAGUCUGCUUCUCAUGAACAAACUCUAUCAACUCCUCCUCCUCCUCUCCCACCUCCAACUGGCCCGGCUCAACAGGACACUUCAGGUGUUCAUCCCAGUCGUUUAAACCAGAUCCAUGGCCCCCCGCUUCAAACCGACAUGCCUCGGGCUCCAUCUGGUCCCCGUAAUGCAGCGAGGACACCCCACGGCCCUAGCGCUUCACCAUCAACCCGUGCUGCGCCCACAGGUCCCGCGUCUACGGAACGCAACGGGAGGACUCAAGAUAAGAGUUCCACGCGGGCGCUAAGCAGUUCCUUCAAUCAGGGAGCCCCAACCGCUCCUGGGAGUCUCAACGAUCGCAACGCUAUCGAUCGUGGAACCUCGAUUCGUGGCCGUGGUAGUCGUGCCAGUGGUCCAAUUGACGCCCUGAACAUGCCUAGUCCAGCCGGCUCACAUUCCCAUCCUAGCACUCCCAACACUACUCGUCCUGAAGGACCUCUUUCGAGAUCCGACCGACCUGAGCAUGCCUCGAAUCGGCCUGACAAUCAUGCCCACGAUGAUGGUAGAGUGGAGUCACGCAGUAGCAGAGACGGUAGGCGUGGCGACCGUUCUGGACGGCGCCGGAGUAGAUCCCCAGAUCGAGGUGAUCGUCGGCCAGAUGAGCGGAGUGCUCGGAACGAUGAGCUUGAGAAGGUCACUGAUCGAGAGCGUGGGUCAGGGAGGGAAAAGCGUGGUGGGGACGGCGCGCGACGUGAUGGGGAACGUUCAGCGCGCGAUGGAAAGGAGAGGCGCGACCGUGGUGGGCGAGAGGAGGGGAUGGGGUCCGGCAGGGGUGAAGACACGAAUUCCAGGCGAGGUCCCAACCCAGCUCUAGCCGGACCUCCUCAAUGGACAGGCGAUGGUAGAGGCGAGAUUCGGAGUGGCGAACCUCGGGUACGCACCGGCGGAGACAGGAGGGAGGAUCGCGACAGGCGAGGCGGCAGGGAUGAUGGCCGAGAUGGACGGAAACGAGCACGAGGCGGCGAUGACGCGGCAGUACACAGCGACAACAAGCGACCGAGGCGAUCGGUGAACUAAGAGGCGGAAGUACGAUAAAGACUUCAUAGGGCUGUACCACUUUUCCUACAUUCAACGGAUCUGUAAUCAUGAAGAGCGUUCGGUCAAUGGCAAUGGCGCAUACGGCAUUUGAGAAGAGAAGGGUCAGU
Messenger RNA from Lindgomyces ingoldianus, 7658 nucleotides. RefSeq lists its product as uncharacterized. The transcript is spliced from 3 exons. The record is from RefSeq and is a predicted model, not a curated record. Gene Ontology annotation, molecular function: mRNA binding. The coding region runs from base 232 to 7530 and encodes 2432 amino acids. Lineage: Eukaryota; Fungi; Ascomycota; Dothideomycetes; Pleosporales; Lindgomycetaceae. Gene Ontology annotation, cellular component: THO complex part of transcription export complex. Gene Ontology annotation, biological process: mRNA export from nucleus; mRNA processing.